Ilex paraguariensis (yerba mate) is the source of this 1950-nucleotide messenger RNA. NCBI's taxonomy places the organism in Eukaryota, Viridiplantae, Streptophyta, Magnoliopsida, Aquifoliales, Aquifoliaceae. The record is from the annotation of a GenBank genome assembly.
CUUGGUGACGGCUCAAACUACUCUGCUCUCUCUCUCCCUCUCUCUCCCUCCCCCCAGAGACCUCCAUUUCUCAGCUCUUACAAUGCUGAAGCGCAAGAACUUCUUGUAUAAACCCACCAAAAGAAGGAGAAAAGGCAACUACAAAACUUUUUCCAAAAAAAAAAAAUUUAUUUCCGAAACGCAAGAAUCAAAACCACACCAAAUAUCAGAAAACGAGGACACAGAGGAAGGUUUCAACUUGAAGACCUCAGCACCGUCGCACAGUCAUGGGGUUCAACCACUGGGGAAUCUUUUUUUCAGCCCAUCUUUCAACAAUUCAAGAAACACAGGCUUAGGUAAUCUCCAAACCCUAAGUGAUGAGCUUGUUCUUGAAAUUCUGGGGUUUUUGGAUGGUACCCAUUUGGGUAUUUUAUCAACUGUGAGCAAAUCUUUGUAUGUCUUUUGCAACCAUGAACCCCUUUGGAGGAAUCUUGUAUUGGAGAAGAGUAUUGAUGGGUUUUUGUAUAAUGGGUCUUGGAAAAAUACAUAUAUCAAUGCAUAUAAGCCUUCAUCUGAUGUUUUAAGUGUUGAAUCUAUGGGUUUGAAGGUUAGGGACUUUUAUUCUGAUUAUUUGUUCCAAAGUUGGCUUUGUGCCAAUCUUGAAAUGAAACCAGAGUGGCUUGAAAGGGAUAAUAUUCCAAGAAGAAAGGGACUUUCUGUGGAUGAAUUUGUGGAAAAUUUUGAAGAACCAAAUAAGCCAGUGUUGUUGGAAGGGUGUCUAGAUAAUUGGGAUGCAUUUGAAAAAUGGGAUAGGGAUUAUUUGGUUGAGGCAUGUGGUGAUGUUAAAUUUGCGGUUGGGCCAGUGGAAAUGAAGCUUGAGGAUUAUUUUAGGUACUCAGAUCAAGCAAGGGAAGAAAGGCCAUUGUAUCUUUUUGACCCGAAAUUUGCAGAGAAAGUUCCAGCAUUGGGAUCGGAGUAUCAAGUGCCUGAGUACUUUAGCGAGGACUUAUUUGGUGUGUUGGGCAAUGAGAGGCCAGAUUACAGAUGGAUUAUAAUUGGACCAGCUGGUUCUGGUUCAUCGUUCCACAUUGAUCCUAAUUCCACAUCAGCUUGGAAUGCGGUGAUCAAGGGGUCCAAGAAAUGGGUCUUGUUCCCCCCUGAUGUGGUACCACCAGGAGUGCAUCCGAGCCCAGAUGGUGCAGAGGUGGCGUGUCCUGUUUCAAUAAUUGAAUGGUUCAUGAAUUUCUACAAUGCUACCAAGACAUGGAAGAAGAAACCCAUUGAGUGUGUCUGCAAAGCCGGGGAAGUGAUCUUUGUUCCAAAUGGAUGGUGGCAUCUGGUGAUCAACUUAGAAGACUCCAUUGCCAUUACGCAGAAUUUUGUUAGCAGGAGGAAUUUAUUGAAUGUCUUGGAUUUUCUCAAGAGGCCAAAUGCCAACACGCUCGUGUCUGGAACCAGAGACCGGGUGAAUUUAUACGAUAAGUUUAAGAAUGUGAUUGAGGCAACUUUCCCUGGAACUAUUGAUGGGUUGGUUUUAAAAACAGAGGAGAAAAAAGCCCAGCAGAAGAAGCCUUCCUUCUGGGAAUUGGUAACAGAUUCUAGGGCAGGUGCCUUCAAAUUCUCUUUCUAGAGCCAAGAAGACCACUAGAAACGGGGAGACCAGACAAAGCUCAAAUGUAUCAAAAAACAUGAAAGUCGUGAAUGAAAAAGUGUGACGAGAAUCCUCACCUCGAGAGAUUACAAAGUGCAACAUCAAUGGGUACACGAGCGGCUACAAUUGUGUUAACGGGAGCUGCUGUACUGAUUGGGACAGUAAGCUACACUACUGAAUUGCUGAUAUUUGAUUGAUUUGAUCAUAUUUUACUUCCCACUCCAAAAUAUAGAGGGAUGGUAAAAUGACAGUGGAAUCAGAUUCUUGUGGUUUUGACUAGUGGCUUUCUGCUACAUUUGUGAAAUCUGGUUCAAAUCAUU